AGCAGCCUUCCCUUGUCCAAUAUGUGUGACAUUUCUGGACAGGACAACCGCGGCGCCGGCACGGAGUUCCAUGAAGGAAGGCGCUGCAGGCCCACGGCCUUCAUCGUGUGACACAUGCAGCCGUCUUCCCUGUCAGUCGGCCCCCGCCGAACGUACUAGCAGUGACUGUGGAAUCCUUCAGAGCCCGUUCUGUUGCUGAGGAGGAAAGCUAAGAUGAAGGGCAUGCCACUCCGAACGCAUGUGCUACUGAGCCUAGCGAUCACGACACUCGUGCAAGCUGUAGACAAGAAAGCAGGCUGCCCACAAUUAUGUACGUGUGAAGUCAGGCCUUGGUUUACACCCCGAUCCAUUUAUAUGGACGCAUCUACUGUGGAUUGUAAUGACUUAGGUCUCUUAAAUGUCCCAGCCAGGCUGCCUGCUGACACACAGGUUCUGCUCCUGCAGACGAACAACAUUGCCGAAAUUGAACACUCCAUAGACUUGCCCGUGAACCUUACUGGCCUGGACUUAUCACAAAACAAUUUAUCUUCGGUCACCAAUAUUAAUGUCAAAAACAUGCCUCAGCUGCUCUCCGUGUACCUAGAGGAAAACAAACUCACUGAGCUGCCUGACAAAUGUCUGUCUGGACUGAGCAACUUACAGGAGCUCUAUAUUAAUCACAACUUGCUUUCUGCGAUUUCGCCAGGAGCCUUUAUUGGCCUACACAAUCUUCUUCGACUUCAUCUCAAUUCAAAUAGAUUGCAGAUGAUCAACAGUAAGUGGUUCGACGCUCUUCCCAAUCUGGAGAUUUUGAUGAUUGGGGAGAAUCCAAUCAUCAGAAUCAAAGACAUGAACUUUAAGCCACUUAUCAACCUUCGCAGCCUGGUGAUAGCAGGUAUAAACCUCACGGAAGUACCAGAUAAUGCCUUGGUUGGGCUUGAAAACUUAGAAAGCAUCUCUUUUUAUGACAACAGGCUUAUGAAAGUGCCCCACGUUGCUCUUCAAAAAGUUGCAAACCUCAAAUUUCUGGAUCUCAAUAAGAAUCCCAUUAAUAGAAUCCAGAGGGGUGAUUUUAGCAAUAUGCUACACUUAAAGGAGGUAGGGAUAAAUAACAUGCCCGAGCUCAUUUCCAUCGACAGUCUUGCUGUGGACAACUUGCCGGAUUUAAGAAAAAUAGAAGCAACAAACAACCCCAGGUUGUCUUACAUUCACCCCAAUGCGUUCUUCAGGCUGCCCAAGCUGGAGUCCCUCAUGCUGAACAGCAACGCCCUCAGCGCCCUGUACCACGGCACGAUCGAGUCCCUGCCCAGCCUCAAGGAGAUCAGCAUACACAGCAAUCCCAUCAGGUGCGACUGUGUCAUCCGCUGGAUCAACAUGAACAAAACCAACAUUCGAUUUAUGGAGCCAGAGUCGCUCUUCUGCGUGGACCCACCCGAAUUCCAAGGCCAAAAUGUCCGGCAGGUGCACUUCCGGGAAAUGAUGGAAAUCUGUCUCCCUCUUAUAGCGCCAGAGAGCUUUCCUUCCAACCUGGAUUUAGAAGCUGGGAGCUAUGUUUCCUUACACUGUAGAGCUACCGCGGAGCCACAGCCUGAAAUCUACUGGGUAACACCUUCUGGUCAGAAACUCUUGCCUAACACCCUGACAGACAAGUUCUACGUCCAUUCAGAAGGCACGCUAGAUAUAAGUGGCAUAACUGUGGCAGAAGCAGGGUUAUAUACUUGCAUAGCAACUAAUCUGGUUGGUGCUGACUUAAAGUCUGUGAUGAUCAAAGUGGAUGGUUCUUUUCCUCGGGAUAACAAUGGAUCCUUGAACAUUAAAAUAAAAGAUGUUCAGGCCAAUUCAGUUCUGUUGUCUUGGAAGGCAAGUUCUAAGAUUCUCAAAUCCAGCGUGAAGUGGACAGCCUUUGUCAAGACAGACAACUCCCAUGCCGCCCAAAGUGCUCGAAUACCUUCUGAUGUCAAGGUAUACAAUCUCACUCAUCUGAACCCAUCCACUGAGUAUAACAUUUGUAUUGAUGUCCCCACCAUCUAUCAGAAACACAGAAAACAGUGUGUCAAUGUCACCACAAAAGAGUUGGACCCUGAUCGAAAAGACUAUGAAAAGGGUAACAUCACAACAUUUAUGGUCUGCCUUGCAGGCUUUCUGGGGAUUAUUGGCGUGAUAGGUGUUUUCAGCUGGCUCUCUAAUAAAAUGACCUGUGAUGUUGGACAAAGGUAUGUGAGGAGUUACUUACAGAAACCAACCUUCGCACUCGGUGAGCUUUACCCUCCACUGAUCGGCCUCUGGGAAGCAGGCAAAGAAAACAGUACAGCACUGGAAGUGAAAGCAACUGUUAUAGGUGUGCCAACAGAUAUAUCUUAAAAACGACUGACUAAAUCUACUUCAAAGAAAAGCUCAAGACGGUAGUUGUGCUUGGGGGGAAAAAAGGCAGAGA
Molecule: messenger RNA, 2413 nt
Organism: Pteronotus mesoamericanus
Lineage: Eukaryota; Metazoa; Chordata; Mammalia; Chiroptera; Mormoopidae
Gene: LRRN3
Product: leucine rich repeat neuronal 3
Exons: 1
Coding region: 214-2340 (708 amino acids)
Cellular component (GO): extracellular matrix
Molecular function (GO): protein binding
Source: RefSeq, a predicted model, not a curated record